ACAACACUAAGAAAGUAAUGUCAUAAAGUCCCUGCAUGCUACGUCAGAUGGCAGCACGUUUUCGGAGUAUUGAUUUUCUCUCCAACACUGGCUUGUCGGAAAAUCAAUAUCACAUUCUGAAUCGUCUGGAAAACCCAUUUGCGUGACAUUGUCCUUAGAAGUGCUUUCGUGUGAUCAAAAUAACAAUCUAGUAAAAUUUACCUGUCGUACACAAUAUAGCGAAGCCCUAAGAAAGAAUAAGAUCGGGAAAUUCCGUUGAAGCACUGAGUUACGAUGUUUAUACAAGAGUGAACAAAAUUUCCGAUAUCGUGUGUGUUGUUUCGCUUCAAAGUUUUUUUGCUGCUUUAUUAUGCGUUCUCUAACUGCGGCCCACGGGGUGGAACCCUUGCCUGAAUUGGGUUUAACAUCUGGGAUACAAGUUGAAGACAACCCCGAUGCGGACAUGGCCGGGGCGCAAGACACUAUUUACUUGUGUAACUUCCGCGUCUCAGUUGACGGAGAGUGGCUCUGUUUGAAGGAACUGCACGACAUGGAAAUGCAGAAUUCUUAUACUGCUCAAUCAGAUAACGGUGCAAUGACUUCUCCAGACGAUCCUAUGCAUUCUUUAAUGGCCCGAGACCCGGUUGUGAUAGAGCGCAGCAAUCUCGUGAAUAUCUCCAAGCUGAUUGUGAAGGAGCUAAUUGAGCAAUCACUGCGAUAUGGCCGGAUGCUCGACAGUGAUCAUUUACCGUUGCAUCACUUCUUCAUUGUUCUUGAACAUGUCAUGCGUCAUGGGCUCAAGCCUAAAAAGGGCUUGCUUGGUCCAAAGAAGGAAUUGUGGGAUAUUCUGCAAAUGGUCGAAAAAUAUUCACCAGAAGCAGCAGACAUCACAGCUAGCAUCAGGGACUUACCUACCGUCAAGACUGCAAUGGGACGCGCUAGAGCCUGGCUACGUUUAGCGCUAAUGCAAAAGAGGCUUGCUGACUACCUCAGAAUCUUGUUGGAACAUCGCGAAGAAACGCUUGAAGAAUAUUUCGAACCGCACGCAUUGAUGCUAAAUGAGGAAGCUGUGAUCAUAACAGGAUUACUUGUUGGCCUGAAUGUUGUUGAUUGCAAUUUAUGUGUUAAGGAAGAAGAUUUAGACAGUCAGCAAGGAGUGAUAGAUUUCUCCCUCUACCUUCGCGGAAGCAAUUCAUCCAAUGAGUUGGCCGGUAACGGUAAUAAUGGAAACAAUGAACCCAAGCAACGCCACAUCAACACAAUGUUGGACCAAAAGAAUUACAUCGAAGAGUUAAACAGACAUCUUAAUGCAACAGUGACAAAUCUUCAAUCCAAAGUCGAGGGGCUGACAACAACCAAUGCUUUAAUGAAGGAAGACCUGGCUAUCGCUAAGAACACCAUGAUCCAGCUGGUAGAAGAAAACAAUCAGUUAAAACAUGCUCUAGGUCAGGACUUGUCCAAAGAUAGCAGGAUGAAAGUGAUGGAAGUGCAAGCCGAUGAAGAGGAGAAAAGAAGCGUGAAAAGUAAUACGUCUGAUAAAUAUAAACAUGAGAAAGAAUCUGAACUUGGUAAGAGUUUGGAAGAGGAGAAGAAGAAAAACAUGGAGUUGCAGAAAGAGUUGGAUUUGCAGAUAUCGUUAAAAGCAGAAAUGGAAGUUGCUAUGAAGCUCCUCGAGAAAGACAUUCAUGAUAAGCAGGAUACGAUUAUUUCUCUACGACGACAAUUGGACGAUAUUAAACUGAUAAAUCUGGAGAUGUACAAGAAAUUGCAGGAAUGUGAAAGUUCCUUGAAACAUAAAACAGAGCUAAUAGCCAAAUUGGAAGCAAAGACUGAAUCAAUGGGCAGCACGAUACAUCAGCUUGAUGAGAAGUUACAGGAAGAUAAAAAUGUUCGUAAGAACCUAGAAGAGAAUUCAAGAUCUCUCGGGCAGAAGGCAGCAAUCGCUGAAACCAGGGCAGUCGCCGCUGAAGGUGACCUACGGAUAGAACGUGAAUGGAGGAUAUCUUUACAGGAAUCAAUGAUGCGGGACCGCGAUAAAAUAUCGAUACUCAAUCAAGAAGUGGAAUCUCUUAAAUCUAUAGGACAGAAAUAUAUAGCACUUCAAGAAGAACAACAUCAGCUCAAGAUACAGUACAGUGAAGCUCAGAAAACUCUAGAAGAAGUCGGGGCCACUUUGUCUGAAAAUAAAUUGCAACUUGCCGAAAUGCUAGAAAAGGAGGCAAAAUCUACCGAUGAAACGCCAAACUGGACUAGUGACAAGGACGCCGUAGCCUGCGCCGCGUGUGCUAAAGAGUUCAAUAUCGCUAGGAGAAAGCAUCACUGCAGAAGAUGUGGCCAUAUAUUCUGCGGUGCGUGUAGUGAAAAAACAGUUGCCCUUGUCGGGAAUACAAAGCCCGUUCGAGUUUGUGACGCUUGCUUCGUGGAAGUCAGGCUAACCUAAACGUGUAAUGAAGACUGAACUGUGUUGACUAUUUUGAUUAGAACAAUUUAAAUCAAUUUUAUAACCUGUACGCAAAAUAACGAAGCAUUUUUUGAUGUUAAUAAUUCGAUGACACGUACGUAUAAUAUCGGAAAUAUUAUUUAGACCGAAUUUGUAUUUUAUCUAUGUCUGUGUAACUUUAAAAUACUCUUCACUAACUUCUUCAAUUUUCUUGCAACAAUAAUGUGUUAAAAACUAUUUACCACCUACUCUGUAUAUUAAAUUAAGCUUCUUGCGUACAUCCGAAUUAUUAUCACCAUUCUAUACGAUUUUGGUAAAUGGAUUAACUAUGAAAAAAUAUUUGUGUAACUAACGUUAAUUCGGAAUUUUGUUACGUUCAAAAAAGAAAAUUGACUUUAUUUGUAUACAUUUGUAUAAUAACCAGUCAUUGAAAUAUCCAAGACAUUUUGUGGAAUUUCUUGACGUAAUCUGAAUAUGGAUAUUUUAUUAACUCACAUAUAAUAUAAUUUAUAAUAUUUAAACUAAAAAGAAUCGAAUAUUAUAUGGAAUCAAUCUAAUGGAAUAGUAGAAAUGAUAAGAACUAUAUGUAAUAAUUUAUGUUUAACUCUGUAUAAGCCGAACUUUAAAUACUUAUGCAAUUUGUAAGCUCUUUAUUAAGGGCAUAGGUUUUUGAGUCGGUCGUUGAUGAGAACAUUACGAUACCGUUAGGUACGUGCAGAGAGCGACUAUAAUAUUUUGAACAACACAAGCCUUAUCAAGGUAAGUUUACCUUAUCCUUGAGUGGCAAUAAGUGGGGAACCCAAGGGUCUGAAACCAAGCGAAAGACCGUGGCGUUUUAAAUUUUAACUCGCUACCAAAGAACUAGGUGGACGUCCAAUAAUUGACAUGAUGAAGAAGUCUUGUUUAUUAAAAUGUAUGCGAUGAUUCACCCAAAUUGCACCGUCCAUUAAGAACACUGCUUUAUGCUUAUAAGAUGUUAUAAGAAAGCCAGUACUGGCGUUUACAACUCAAAAAGAAUGAAAUACCAAAAGCCAUGUUGUUAACAUAGAAGUACGCGUAUCAACGAUAUAAUAUAAGACAGAAUGCCAAGUGCGAGAUUUUCAAGCUUAUUUACUUAUUCGAUAUCGUGAAAGUUAUCAACGAUUUAUAUGGUAUCGCGCCAUCUAGUGACAGGUAUGGUUUCCGAGUAUUGAAAUUAAAUUUCUAAGUAAAUGUGAAUAAAAAAAUCUCACACUUACCACAAUUUCUAAAUACUGCUAAUAAUACGAUGUUGACUUAACGGUGAAGAAUUAAUUUAACUUGAAUUUUAAAUAGGAAAUACCAAAUAUAAUUUGAUUGGUGGAUUUACCCGUAGUGGAGGCUAUAGUUUUCAUACAGUUCAGUUGAAACAGAUGAUUGGACUUGAAAGUAGUUAUUACUAUAAUUUU
This is a messenger RNA of Pararge aegeria (speckled wood butterfly), 3846 nucleotides long. RefSeq names its product RUN and FYVE domain-containing protein 2. Gene Ontology annotation, molecular function: metal ion binding. Gene Ontology annotation, cellular component: cytoplasm. The record is from RefSeq and is a predicted model, not a curated record. Lineage: Eukaryota; Metazoa; Arthropoda; Insecta; Lepidoptera; Nymphalidae. The coding region runs from base 350 to 2419 and encodes 689 amino acids. The transcript has 14 exons.